This is a messenger RNA of Calidris pugnax (ruff), 751 nucleotides long. It is a transcript of the gene TRIM15, whose product is annotated as tripartite motif containing 15. NCBI's taxonomy places the organism in Eukaryota, Metazoa, Chordata, Aves, Charadriiformes, Scolopacidae. Gene Ontology annotation, molecular function: protein binding. The annotation marks the transcript as partial. The transcript is spliced from 4 exons. The record is from RefSeq and is a predicted model, not a curated record.
UUUGUUUUCCAGGCCGUCGCCCCAGCUGGGAGCAGCCUGGAGAGCUGGAUGUUCUGCAAACCCGAGGGGGGGUUCGCGGAGCUGGAGAAGAAACUCAAGAGCUUCUCCCAAAAAAGCGCCGUCCUCAAGGAGGUUUUGCUGGAGUUUAAGGAGAAUCUUCGGUUCGAGCUGGAGAACGACACGGGGGAGCUGUCCCUGGACCCCGAGACGGCCAACCCCUACCUGGUGCUGUCGGAGGACCGGCGCAGCGUGCGGCUGCGGGGGGCCCCCCAGGAGGUGCCGGCCAACCCCAAGCGCUUCGACUACGCCUUCUGCGUCCUGGGGGCCGAGGGCUUCCUGGGGGGGCGGCACUACUGGGAGGUGGAGGUGGGGGACGGGGAGAGCUGGGUGCUGGGGGCCGCCCGCGAGUCGGUGCGGCGCAAGGAGAAGGUCGACUUCGCGCCCGAGGAGGGCAUCUGGGCCGUGGGGCUCAACUGGAGGGGCAAGAGCUGGGAGCAGUACCAGGCCUUCACCUCCCCCGAGACCCCCCUCUCCCUCUGCGAGCGGCCCCGCAAGAUCGGGGUCUACCUGGAUUACGAGGGGGGGUGGGUGGCCUUCUACAACGCCGAGAACAUGGCGCCCAUCUUCACCUUCACCGCCGCCUUCUCCGAGCGCAUCUUCCCCUUCUUCUGGCUCUUCUACGUCGGCUCCUCCCUCUCCCUCUGCAAUUAGGCGCCCCUCCCCCGGUAAUUAAACACCACCCCUUAAUAAG